CCUCCUCCCGCUCCUCCCGCUCCGGCUCCUGCUCUUUGCAGCCGCCGCCGCCGCCGCAGCCUCCCCCUCGGCGCUGGGGGAACUUUUCCACUCCCUGUGACCGUCUCCCCCGCCGCCCCCCGGGGCAAGCCCCCGGCCUGCCCGCCCGCCCGCGGCCGUCCUCCCCGCCCGCGCCUCAGCGCCUCUGCGCCUCGGGAAGUUUAUCCGCCCGCCCUCCUCCCCUUCCUCCUCCUCCUCCUCUUCUCCACCCCGCCUCCCCUCCCUCCCCCGGCUCUUUCCCCCGGGUGGCUGCCGCCGCCGCCGCCGCCGCCGCCGCUGCCAGCCUGCUCCUCGGCCAGCCGCGCCGCCCAGCGCUGGGAAGCCCCCAGCCCCGUGCACCGCUCGGCUGCAGCCGCCGCCGCCGCCGCCGCCAGUGGCCAGCCGCCGGCCCUCGGCCCCGCAGAGUUCCGGGCUCCCUCGCCGGCUGCGCCGCCCCGCCCCGCCUCGCGCCUCCCAGCGCCGCGCCGACCUGCAGCGCCCGGCUGCUCGCACUCCGCCUCCCUGGGCUCAGCCCCCGGCUCAGCACCCGGCCGCGGCGGGACCAGAGUUGUACAAUGGUAGAUGGAGUGAUGAUUCUUCCUGUGCUAAUGAUGAUUGCAUUCCCCUCCCCAAGCAUGGAAGAUGAGAAGCCCAAGGUCAACCACAAACUUUACAUGUGUGUAUGUGAAGGUCUCUCCUGUGGGAGUGAGGACCACUGUGAAGGCCAGCAGUGCUUCUCCUCAUUAAGUAUCAAUGAUGGCUUCCAUGUCUACCAGAAAGGCUGCUUCCAGGUCUACGAGCAGGGCAAGAUGACCUGCAAGACGCCGCCAUCACCGGGCCAGGCUGUGGAGUGCUGCCAAGGGGACUGGUGUAACAGGAACAUCACGGCCCAGCUGCCCACUAAAGGGAAGUCAUUUUCUGGAACACAGAAUUUCCACCUGGAGGUUGGCCUCAUCAUUCUCUCAGUCGUGUUUGCAGUAUGCCUUCUAGCUUGUCUCCUGGGAGUUGCUCUCCGAAAAUUUAAAAGGCGCAACCAAGAACGCCUCAAUCCUAGAGAUGUGGAGUAUGGCACCAUUGAAGGACUCAUCACCACCAAUGUUGGCGACAGCACUUUAGCAGAUUUACUGGAUCAUUCAUGUACGUCAGGAAGUGGUUCUGGUCUUCCUUUUCUGGUACAAAGAACAGUGGCUCGCCAGAUUACACUAUUGGAGUGUGUUGGGAAAGGCAGGUACGGCGAAGUAUGGAGGGGCAGUUGGCAAGGGGAAAAUGUAGCCGUGAAGAUCUUCUCCUCUCGGGACGAGAAAUCUUGGUUCAGGGAGACUGAAUUGUAUAACACUGUGAUGCUGAGGCAUGAAAAUAUUUUAGGUUUCAUUGCUUCAGACAUGACAUCAAGACACUCCAGUACUCAGUUGUGGUUAAUUACACAUUAUCAUGAGAUGGGAUCCUUGUAUGACUAUCUUCAGCUCACUACUCUGGAUACAGUUAGCUGCCUUCGAAUAGUGCUGUCCAUAGCCAGUGGUCUUGCACAUCUGCAUAUAGAGAUAUUUGGGACCCAAGGGAAACCAGCCAUUGCCCAUCGGGAUUUAAAAAGCAAAAACAUCCUGGUGAAGAAGAAUGGACAGUGCUGCAUAGCAGAUUUGGGCUUGGCUGUCAUGCAUUCCCAGAGCACCAAUCAGCUUGAUGUGGGAAACAACCCGCGGGUAGGCACCAAGCGCUACAUGGCUCCCGAAGUUCUAGAUGAAACCAUCCAAGUGGAUUGCUUUGAUUCUUACAAGCGGGUUGAUAUUUGGGCCUUUGGACUUGUUCUGUGGGAAGUGGCCAGGCGUAUGGUAAGCAAUGGUAUAGUGGAGGAUUAUAAGCCACCAUUCUAUGAUGUGGUUCCCAAUGACCCAAGUUUUGAAGAUAUGAGGAAAGUAGUCUGUGUUGAUCAACAGAGGCCAAACAUACCCAACAGAUGGUUCUCAGACCCGACACUAACCUCUCUGGCCAAGCUGAUGAAAGAAUGCUGGUAUCAGAAUCCAUCUGCAAGACUCACAGCUCUGCGUAUCAAAAAGACUUUGACCAAAAUUGAUAAUUCCCUAGACAAAUUGAAAACUGACUGUUGACAUUUUCGUGGUGUCAAGAAGGAAGAUGUGACAUUGUUGUUGUCCAGCUGGGACCUCAUACGGCCUGACUGGCUGUCAGAACAGAAUCCCUGUCUCCCUCCCCAAGUGGCUGCUCUGACAAGGCAGAUAUCUUACCCAGCUGUGUGCUGGGGAGACACCAAAACCACCCUAACCUCGCUCAACGACUGUGAACUGGGCAUUUCACGAACUGUUCACACCACAGAGACUAAUGGUGGGCAGACACUGCUGCAAAGGUAGGGAACUGGAGGAACACAGAGAAAUCCUAAAAGAGAUCUGGGCAUUAAGACAGUGGCUUUUGCAUAUCUUUCACAGGUCUCCUAGACACUCCCCACGGGAAACUCAAGGAGGUGGUGAAUUUUAAUCAGCAAUAUUGCCUGUGCUUCUCUUCUUUAUUGCACUAGGAAUUCUUUGCAUUCCUUACUUGCACUGUUACUCUUAAUUUUAAAGACCCAACCUGCCAAAACAUUGGCUUUGUACUCCACUGGGCUGUCUUUGGAUAAUAGGAAUUCAAUUUGGCAAAACAAAAUGUAAUGUCAGACUUUGCUGCAUUUUACACAUGUGCUGAUGUUUACAAUGAUGCCGAACAUUAGGAAUUGUUUAUAUACAACUUUGCAAAUUAUUUAUUACUUGUGCACUAAGCAGUUUUUACAAAACUGCUGUGUGCAAAUGUUAAAGCUUAUUUUUAUGUGGUCUUAUGAUUUUAUUACCGAAAUGUUUUUAACACUAUACUCUGAAAUGGACAUUUUCUUUUAUUAUCAGUUAAAUUCACAUUUUAAGUGCUUCACAUUUGUAUGUGUGUAGACUGUAACUUUUUUUUCAGUUCAUAUGCAGAACGUAUUUAGUCCAGUACCCAUGUGACACCACCGAAUAUAUUACUGAUUUAGAAGCAAAGAUUUCAGUAGAAUUUUAGUCCUGAACGCUGUGGGGAAAAUGCAUUUUCUUCGGAAUUAUCCAUUAUGUGCAUUUAAACUCUGCCAGAAAAAAAUAACUAUUUUGUUUUAAUCUACUUUUUGUAUUUAGUAGUUAUUUGUAUAAAUUAAAUAAACUGUUUUCAAGUCAAACAGUGAAAUUGUUUUUUAGUGUAUGAAAAAGAUCUGCAUAACAUAAAGCAUUUUGCAAUAGAAACACAAAAUUUGUAAACUGAUUUUGCUUUUCAGUUCUGAUGAUGACCUUGAGGGUACAAUAAUGAUGUACUACAGCUUGAAUUUGGUAUCAGAAAAUUUGAUUUCUAUCUGUUUCUUCUCUUGGCUGUGGUUAUCUUUUUCCCUUUAGUUUCCCCAGCUAUAAAUCAGUUCUGUUACAGAACUCUCUGACCUGCCUUUCUCCCAAGGAGACUGCGAAUACAAGUGGGAGGAAGGGUAGCAAAGCAUUCGGUUUAGUAGUAAGUCCGAUGUGAGCGUAAAGCGGUCUUAGUCCUUAGUCCCACCUUGCUGCUUGGGAGAGUCCGAUCUUGGUGUUUCUCACUUCUUGUAUGCAGCAGGAGUCGAAACAGUAGGGUUUAGAGCAGUCCAAUAAGAGAAGAGGGGAGAAAAUCCUCGAGCGUCCUGCAGAGGUAAGUUAGUAACCUCAUUAGCAUGCCUUCACUCGGAAAGGAUAUAUUCUAGUCACAUUUAGUGUCUUUGAAAAUUAAAAAAUAGAUUUUUGAUUCAUGUUAUACAUAACAUUUACUAUCUAAACAGUUUUUAACUUUACAAUUCAGUGGUAUUAAGUUUGUUCCUGUUAUUGUUCUACUGUCUCUGUCAUCCAUCCACAGGACUUUUUCCAUUUUGUAAAACUGACUCUGUUUCUAUUGAGCAAUGACUCCUCAUUCCCCCGCUCCUUACAGUCCUGGCAGCCAUCAUUCCGCUGUCUGUCUCCGUGAGUUUGACUCUAAGGACCGCAGAUACUCUAAGUGGCAUCAAACAGUGUUUUUUCUUUAAUGAGAGUGGCUUAUUUCAUUUUGCAUGAUGCCUUCAGUGUUCAUCCAUGUAGCAUAGUACCUAAAUUUCCUUCCUUUCUUAGGCUGAACAAUAUCCCAGGUAUAUAUAUGCAGCAUUUUGUUUGUCCAUUUAUUUACCCAUUGAUGAAUACUUGAAUGGCUCCUAACUUUCUUCUGUUGUAAAUAUUACUGCCACAGACGUGAGUUAUAGAUAUCUCUUGGGUUCUUAGGGGUAUAAUCAGAAGUGGAAUCGAGUUACUUUUGAUUUUUAUUGAACUAUCACAUGCUUAGGUAAAAGUACAUCCAUAUAAAAAUAUAGAGCUUAAUGAGUUUUUGUAAAUUUUGAUAACUUGGUUACACCCAUGAGAACAACAUGUAUUCUGAAGUCCUCUUCUUGCCACCCCCUCUGCUACCUCACCAACCCCAAGAGCAGCUACUUUCCUGACUACCACUGUACCAGCUUAUUACUAAACACUUUCUCAUGGAAUCAUGCAAAAUGUAUGCAUGCAGGAAUGGCUUCACUAGGUGAUAGAGUAUGAUACACUUCAGCUUUAGUAGAUACUACCAAAUUAUUUUCCUAAAAGGGUUGCUCAGUGUGUGUCCCCAUCAGGUGGACAUGAAAGUCCCAGUUGUUUGACAUCUUUAACAGUGCUUGGUAUUUUCUGCUUUUGCAUUUUGGUCAUGAUGGUUGGUGUUGUGCACCUAUUUCAGCAAGACAAAGAAACAUGCCAUUCACUCCAAGGAUUAUAGAACUCAAGGAAAAGAAGUUCUCAGAUGUAAUCCAUGUAUCCAGAUCUGAGUAUGAAUCUAGUGUUUUGUGAUAUGUGAUACUUUUUAUACAGCUUGACCACUGAAAACAUUGAUCAUGACUUUAUCUGUUUCUUAUCCAUCGAUAGUGGUUGUUCCAAAUGUAGAGAAUAAUCUGGUGUGUAGAUUAUUAACUUCAUGUGUGGGUCUCAAAACAUUACAUUUCUGAGCAAUUCUGACCACAUCUUGAUCUCCUCUUUUCAUUGGCUUUGAAACCUAACCUCCCUUGAGAUUUCUCUGUUGAGGGGAUCUAGGAGAUGGGUGAGAUGAGAAGACAGAAUGUUAUACUCUCUCUAGAAAAACAGGUUUACAUGUACUUUAACUAUCUUUGUCUCCAGAGAGGAAAUCGAGGUCCAGGGAAGUCUGCUGAUGUGCCAGGAGUAGAUCUUUGAUUCCAGGCCAGAGUCCUCUCUCAUAGGACAUACAUGAGUCCUCAAUGGCUACCUCUUCUACUCCUGUUUGCAUGGGUUAUUUUCUGAGUUGCACAGCCGUUCCUGAAAGGCUGUGAGGUCAUAUCUGGUUUGUUCAUUUCUCUCAAACUGUGAUGGAAACGGCUUUUUUUGUUUCUGGAAGAAAACAUGUGUUUGCUGAUGAUUUCUCAUGGGCAUUGCACUGGAUGUGCCGCUAUUGGCUGUCAGCCCAAGUCCCACCCUUUCAUACACUACUUGGCCAUGCUUGGGCUGUGAUUCCACCAGCAUGGCUCUGCCAUAGGGGACCUUAGCAGGAGCCUGAGAGGCAGAGAGAGAAAGAAAAGACUUGUUCCUCCCAACCUGUUUCCUCUUCUCUUAGCAUCCCUGCAGCCUUCCUUCUUAACCCUGGCAGGGCUGUUCCUGCGGUCAAAUCAGCUGCUUCUCAGUUCAAUUUGCGGUUGUGCUAAUCUUUGCAGAGGAAGCAUGAUUGUACCCUCACGUUGGAGAUACUGCCACCAGCCGCCCAGGGUUCACUCCUCAGAGGGCAGGGUCCUGGCUGCGUGGAGUUCUGUCUGCGAGCUCAGAAACAGCCACAUUAGCCCGUUGGUGCCCCCUCUGUGGUUGCUCCCCUCCAAGAAACUCCACUCUCUCCCCUCAGCUCCUCCAGCCUUAUGGGAAUAGCUGCUUCCUCCAGUAGCUUCCUGAAUAGGUUAAUUAGUUAACCUAAUUAAUUUUUAUACCCGAUUAACGAUCCUCCCUGCUAAACAAUGAUGACCAGCUGGUGUGGUCUCUGUCUCCUGACUGGAUAUUGACCAAUACAAGUAUUGUCCUGUUACUUCUUCCCUGACGCUCCUCUCCUUUUUGUCCUCUGUGGUGUUAUGUAUUUUUAUGGUCUAAGUUUCACCUACUAGAUGGUUAUUAAUCACAGUUAUAACACUAAUCAUUAAUGCUUCCUGAGUAUCCACUACAUGUUGGGUUCUUGGCUCACUGAUAAACAGGGGCUCCUCACGGAAGCUCUGGCAGGUAAGUACUACAGGUACUUUUAUUUGACAGUUGGGGAAUCCAAGGCUUGUGUAGGUUGUGAUGGUUCAUCCUACAACAGAAAGCAAUAGAGUUGGAAUUUGAACACAGGCAGCCUAUGUAGCACCUGUGUUCUUAAUUAAUAUACUGCUACUUAUGAAAAGAAAUUGCAUGGUUUUAUCUGCUUUGUGUUUUGAAAGAAAAUGAUGUCAUUGAUUUCCUUUUCAGUGGAAUAAGCAGAUUGAAAUGUGAUGCUAAGCCUAAUGAGAAGUUACCCCCCCCAACAAAUGAUCUUUUUCUCUUAUUUAGUUUCAAAAUAUUUAGAAAUGAAUUCAGAAUACAGAUUUACAUGCAAGUUUGAACUUGGUUGCUGAAAAAGUACUUAGGAAAAAUUCUGUCCAUUUAUACCAAGAUAAUUUAACGUGAUUAUCUUUGAGUGGUGUUCCUGUUGGCUUCCUUGUUUUCUAUUUUUCUAUAAUGAGUGUGUAUUUUGAAAUGUUGACGGAAUGACACCUCUGUGCUGGUUUUGAGGUCAGGUUGGUCAACUAAUUACCAAGUGACUUGGGUGAUUAAAAUUAUUUUAGGUUAAAAUUUGUAAUUUAAAAUUUUUCUAAGUUAUACAUACCAUUAUUUAAAGAAAAAUCAUUCUACAAAGUGUGUAAUACAAAAGCAGCCACCCCCUGCUAUUUCCUACUUUCCACUAAAAACUAUGUUAUAUCUCUUAAACUGGUCCAUUCUGUUCGUUCCCUUUAUUUUUCAAAACAUCACAAUUGUCCUUCUAUUUCAUGUUUAAUUUUUAAGUCUCAUUUUUUAAGCAUAAAGGUGUAGUGCUCUUACCAGCUUUUCCUCACUCUGAUCCUGCACAUACAUAUGCACCCUCCCUCCUCUUCCCUAUAUUCAUUAAUCGACUCAGCACGUACUGACCAAGUGUCUGGAUGUGCCAGACACAGCUCUGAUUGCCAAGAAAAAAAGCAAUGAACAAAACAGUCUCUUCCCUUGUAGAGCUUUGCAGAGUUUAAUUUUGCGAUAAGUCACUGUCCACUGUUCCAUUUCGUUAUCACCAAGUAAAUAUUAUUCAUUAGUGAUUACAGUUCCUUUCCUUUGCAGUCUUUUGUUUUCCUUGAAGUCAAUGAUUUUCUUCUCUUUACAUUUUCUAGGUUUUCAGUGUACUGUAAUUCCUCACCAAACACUCUGUCAAAGUGUUACUCUCCUCCCUAUCCCUUCACAUAAGUGUUUCUCUGAAGUCUUCCUCCUACAGCCCAGUGACCUCCUGUUGCAGGCUGGACUGGUAGCUAUCUUGUCCUGCAAUCCCUGUUCCCCCUGGGACAGCUAUCUUAUUAAUUCCUCUGGCUGAUUCCUGCCUAGGAAUACUGAUUACUAAUCUCUUCCUUAUCAAUCACACCCUUGUUUUUCUGAAGUGUGUUUUUUAGUGAGUUUCUCAGAGUAUGGGGAGUAGAUAUUUUGAGACCUUAUAGGUCUGAGAAUUUCUUUGUUCUACCUUCACACCUAAUUAAGAGUUUAGGGAUAUAGAAUUUAGGUUGGACUUUUUUCUUAGAGUUUUAGAAGUAUUAGUACACUAUCCAGCUUUCUCUGAUGUUGGGAAGUCUUGUGGUUUAGAUUAUCAUCCUUAUAAACGACAGAUAUUUUCCCAGCAGUUUCAGAAUUUUCUUUGUCCCUACAGUUUUCUCUAUAUCACACUUCUGUUUAUAGGUUGAACUUUCUGAAUUGAUCUCUAAUUUUUAAAAAGCAUCUAAAAAUAUGUAUUUAUGAGAGACAGAUUGAUAGAUCUCAUCUGCUGGUUCACUCUUCAAAUUUCCACAGUG
Oryctolagus cuniculus (rabbit) is the source of this 8122-nucleotide messenger RNA. NCBI's taxonomy places the organism in Eukaryota, Metazoa, Chordata, Mammalia, Lagomorpha, Leporidae. The record is from RefSeq and is a predicted model, not a curated record.